Messenger RNA from Crotalus tigris (Tiger rattlesnake), 507 nucleotides. RefSeq names its product histone H4. The transcript has a single exon. The record is from RefSeq and is a predicted model, not a curated record. Lineage: Eukaryota; Metazoa; Chordata; Lepidosauria; Squamata; Viperidae. Gene Ontology annotation, cellular component: nucleosome. The coding region runs from base 79 to 390 and encodes 103 amino acids. Gene Ontology annotation, molecular function: structural constituent of chromatin; DNA binding; protein heterodimerization activity. Gene Ontology annotation, biological process: nucleosome assembly.
CCCUAUAUAAGCCGUCCGCCUGUUCCGCAGCAAACACUUUCUUCUCUGAGCUCCUUGUUGUGUGUGUCUUCUGUUGAGAUGUCUGGUCGCGGAAAAGGAGGCAAAGGCCUGGGGAAAGGAGGCGCCAAGAGGCACCGGAAAGUUCUUCGGGACAACAUCCAGGGCAUCACCAAGCCUGCGAUCCGCCGUCUGGCUCGUCGCGGAGGCGUGAAGCGCAUUUCGGGCCUGAUCUACGAGGAAACACGCGGCGUGCUGAAGGUCUUCCUGGAGAACGUGAUUCGCGAUGCCGUCACCUACACCGAGCACGCCAAGAGGAAGACGGUCACCGCCAUGGACGUGGUCUACGCCUUGAAGCGCCAGGGCCGCACUCUCUACGGCUUCGGCGGCUAAAGCUUUCGAAAAGUUAUUUUAACGACUAACAAACAAGAAAAAGAAAGGCCCUUUUAAGGGCCACUCAAAUUUUCUAUUAAAAAAGCUGUUGGUCACGAUUUAAAUUUCAAAAGAAAA